Molecule: messenger RNA, 501 nt
Organism: Cylicostephanus goldi
Lineage: Eukaryota; Metazoa; Nematoda; Chromadorea; Rhabditida; Strongylidae
Source: the annotation of a GenBank genome assembly
AUGACUGUAUAUACAAUUCAGGUUAUUGGAACGUUCCUGGUUGUGCUUUUACGAGUGUUGAGAGGACUAUGUAAGCUAUUGUUAUGGGAUGAAGAGGAUUAUGAAGAAGAAGCGGAGGAGCUGAGAUUGGGGAGACAACGAAAGAUAUUGGAGAAAGAGGAAUUCAAGCGGUUACGUCGCGCGGAGCGUGCGAAAAAACGCGCCGAAAUCGCUGCGCGACAGGUAACGCAGCUACUGGCUAACGGUGCACCACGAAACGCUGCAAAAUGCAUGCCCACUUCGGACAUCAGCGAAUCACUGAACUCCGAAUGCGACGCAGAUGAGCAGCGAGUUUCUCCGGUGACUGCUGCUGGGCCAACAAUCAUUGCGGAAACGCUAAAUAACGGCCAUGUGGCUGUCACCAACAUCGACACGGACGCGACGUCUUCAUCAACGCUUCGACAUCGUUUCCAUCACGACAGUGGGGAUAGCAGUCACUCACACGAAGAAGCAAUGGUGUAA